Messenger RNA from Ictalurus punctatus (channel catfish), 3493 nucleotides. It is a transcript of the gene glra4b, whose product is annotated as glycine receptor, alpha 4b. The transcript is spliced from 10 exons. The record is from RefSeq and is a predicted model, not a curated record. Gene Ontology annotation, cellular component: neuron projection; plasma membrane; synapse. Bases 1532 to 2992 code for a protein of 486 amino acids. Gene Ontology annotation, molecular function: transmitter-gated monoatomic ion channel activity; transmembrane signaling receptor activity; chloride channel activity. Lineage: Eukaryota; Metazoa; Chordata; Actinopteri; Siluriformes; Ictaluridae. Gene Ontology annotation, biological process: nervous system process; signal transduction; chemical synaptic transmission.
AGCGGAUCCACGGGCGAGGAGCGACGGUUUUGUUCAAGGACUCAGCAGUGGAAGGGAAGGCACCGUGUCUGUCUUCACACCGCCGACUGAUAGAUUCCCUCUUAUUAAAUCUCGCUGGUAAAUGUAGACGACUUAAAACUUCAGGCUUGUUUGGCGCACGAACUGCGGCGAACGUCGGUCCUUCAGAAAUCGAAAAACGGCGUGUCGAUGUUGUUGUGGACUUUUCUGGCCACAAGCUUCAGAAUCUUGAAAGUUGCAAUCUGAUUGGCUCUUCUGUGUUCUCUCUCUCUCUCUCUGCACCUAUCUGUCUGUCUUUGUCUUCUGUCUGUCUCUCUCUGUCCAUCUCUCUCCUUCUAACCCUCUCUCCAUCGUAUACUCUUUCUGUCUUACGAUAAUUCUUUGUCUCUCUUUCUCUGUGUUUAGCUCCUCUCUCUCUUUCACCCUCUCUCUCUCCGUCACUCUGUCUCUCUUUCUAUCUCUAUCAGUCUGUCUUUAUCUGUUUUAGUGUCUCUGGGUUAGUGUUACUCUGUCUCUCACGGUCUUUUCUCUCUCUAUCCGUCUGUCUCUCUCGCUCUAUCUGUCUCUUUCAGCCUUUCUCUUACUCUCUCUGGCACUUUCUCUCUGUUUCUUUCAAUGUCUCCUCUCUUUUUCACCCUCUCUCUGUCUCUUUGUGUCUCGCAUUCUCCUCUCUCUCUCGCUCUCGCUUUUAUAAUCCUCAGAUCAGUGAGAGUCCAGGCAUCAUGAAAUAUACAUCUUCCUCCAGGGCCCCAGACACCCUAAAACUCAUCGUCUGCACCACAACAGCGUCAUGGCCUUUCACUCCGUGUGUGUGUGAACUUCUCUCCAAGGUCACUUUCCAUUAUGCAUGCUCUCUGGACAGUAGGAUGUGCUUUUGAGUUGGAAUCCACAUCCAGGUGCAUCAUCUCCAUUUCAGUGUCUAAUACCAUGAACACCAUGAAUCAUUUUCAAACACGUUUUUUUAAAAAAAAAAAAGAACCCCGGUUAAAAUCAUCCAGGCGUUCGUAAUAUUUUACACUGUAUUACACUACACGCGCGCCUCUAAAAGAUCAAUCCGCCUCCUGUCACGUCGAAUUGGAAAAGAACUCUGUGGAGUGGAAGUCUACAGGUCAGUGAGACGGAGAGAGGAAGCAGGAGAUGACGACGGUAAGGGACCGAAGCCCUCGGGUGCGUACGUGUCGCAGAUGUUUAUUCUGAUAAACGUCUUUAAACGCAUCACACGCCCUGAUGCCCGCACACACACACACACGUCUGCGUCUGUCUCUGCUCCGGUUCCUCCGGCUCGCGUGACCACUGAGAGAGAAAAGAAAAGGAGGGAGAGAGUGUUAAGACUCUUCACCCUCCACAGAUAUACACACAUGGAAUAGAAACUUGCUGGCACUUCUCAGAAGAGCUUGAUGUGGUGUGUGAGUCCAGCAGUGUGGGAGGAGAAGAGCGUGUGUGUGGAGGGGGGGGAGAUCUCGAUCCUACGAUUUUGGAGCACCACGGUUCAUCGAGCAAGAAUCCGAGCAGAAUGUUCGCACAACUGCAGAAGGUGAUGUGGAUGUUGGUGCUUUUUCGGCUAUGUGGAGUCCUCAGGCUCACUUUCGGCAAGGAGGUGAAAUCUCAGAAUGGUAGACCUAAGCCCAUGUCACCAUCUGACUUUCUGGACAAGCUGAUGGGAAAGACAUCAGGCUACGACGCUCGCAUCAGGCCCAACUUUAAAGGGCCUCCUGUCAACGUCACCUGCAACAUCUUCAUCAACAGCUUUGGCUCUGUCACAGAGACAACUAUGGACUACCGCUUGAACGUGUUCCUCCGGCAGCAGUGGAACGAUCCUCGCCUGGCGUACAAGGAGUACCCCGACGACUCGCUCGAUCUGGACCCAUCCAUGCUGGACUCCAUCUGGAAACCUGACCUGUUCUUCGCUAACGAGAAAGGCGCCAACUUCCACGAGGUCACCACCGACAACAAGCUGCUGAGGAUCUUUCAGAACGGGAACGUCCUCUACAGCAUCCGGCUGACUCUGAUCCUGUCCUGUCCCAUGGAUCUGAAGAACUUCCCCAUGGACAUCCAGACCUGCACCAUGCAGCUAGAGAGCUUCGGCUACACCAUGAAUGAUCUGAUUUUCCAGUGGCUGGAUAAAGGUCCUGUGCAGGUGGCUGAUGAUUUAACGAUGCCUCAAUUCGUUCUGAAAGAGGAGAAGGACCUGGGAUACUGCACCAAGCACUACAACACCGGUAAGUUCACCUGCAUCGAGGUGAAGUUCCACCUGCAGAGGCAGAUGGGAUAUUAUCUGAUCCAGAUGUACAUUCCCAGCCUGCUGACGGUCAUCCUGUCCUGGGUUUCAUUCUGGAUCAACAUGGACGCCGCACCGGCUCGAGUCGGCCUCGGCAUCACCACCGUCCUCACCAUGACGACGCAGAGCUCCGGCUCCAGGGCCUCGCUGCCCAAGGUGUCCUAUGUGAAGGCGAUAGAUAUCUGGAUGGCGGUGUGUUUGCUGUUCGUCUUCGCCGCGUUGUUGGAGUACGCUGCUGUGAACUUCGUCUCUCGGCAACACAAAGAGCUCUUCAGACUCAGGAGGCGACUGCAGGAAGAGCGGCGUCAAAGAGCCGCUUCAGGUCAGUUUGGUGGAGCUGAGACGAAAAGCAAGAGCAAUGAUGUUACAGGCAGCACAACAUCCUACAAGAACACAAAACACUGCAGUGCUUGUGCACAGGAGUCAGCUCAACACAACGAGGAUUUCUUCUUGUCCAGUUUCGGUUUGGACGUCCACCUGUCGGGAGAUGGUCCCCUCUCCGAGGCAGCGGCCAUAUUCGCCUCUCUUCCUCCAGACCACUCGCUGUUCCAGAUCCGCCGCCGGUUUAUCGACCGCGCCAAACGGAUCGACACCGUCUCGCGCGCGCUCUUCCCCCUCAGCUUUCUCGUCUUCAACGUCUUCUACUGGCUCACAUACAAAGUGCUGCGCAAUGAGGAUCUGCACGCCGUCCUGUGAACAGGCAGCACCGCACCGCCGUCGUGUCUUCACCGGGAGUGUGGAAGAUCUCAUGGAAAUUAACAGGAACAGACUUGUAGGAGCAUCUUGUUCGGGUCCCAUGUCACUUUCUGUAGCUCAUCUUUACCGCAUAACCUUCCUGCCUGAUCACUAACCUUACACACUUACCACACUAUCAGGUGACGAGUCGUUCAUGUCGCUUGUGCUUGCUUGUGGGUGUGGCCUAUUCAGCAGUUUUUUGUUUCAUUUUGUAAACUGGAGAAAUGGAAAUAGCUAUAUAUAUAUAUAUAUAUAGUUAACUAGAUGAACAUGUAUGAAAUUACACUUGUCAGUGUGAAAUUUUGUUGUUACGUGCUUCAACAGUCAUAGGAUGUUCACUCACCAGAGGCAUCAUCGAACUUUACUUGCUUCCGAGCGUUAUUUUUUUUCUUCCUAUUGUCUCUAAAGUGGCAAAACUCUUUAUACAUGUAAACAGGAGCGAUAAAAGUGUUUCAUAUUUAA